Molecule: messenger RNA, 1272 nt
Organism: Larimichthys crocea (large yellow croaker)
Lineage: Eukaryota; Metazoa; Chordata; Actinopteri; Sciaenidae
Product: glutathione-specific gamma-glutamylcyclotransferase 1-like
Exons: 3
Coding region: 266-865 (199 amino acids)
Biological process (GO): glutathione catabolic process
Cellular component (GO): cytoplasm
Molecular function (GO): glutathione specific gamma-glutamylcyclotransferase activity
Source: RefSeq, a predicted model, not a curated record
CACGUGUUUGCACAUGGACACAGAGGAGAGACAGGCGGGACACAAACAUCCCCUUGACGGUACUUUUGACGGCACUGAUCACAAAAACAGAGGGGACGUUUCUAUCUUCAACAUUUGGGAGAUUAUUUCCGCCUUCAGCACGUUAUAUUAUAAUAUAACAUCGACACAGCUGAUGUGUUUUAAUGUAUAAGACGAUCAAAACAAGAAAGAGAAGCUGACAUCUCGUUUAAAAUAAUAAUAAUAAUAACACAGCCGAGCGAUCAAAAUGAAACCUCAGGACAUUAUCAAAGAAAAGAGCAGCCUGUGGAUAUUUGGAUAUGGCUCCUUAGUGUGGAAACCAAAUUUUACUUACAAGCGAAGUAAAAUCGGCCACAUUGUGGGAUACAAAAGGCGCUUCUGGCAUGGAGAUGAUUUUUAUAGAGGGGACAAGGAAAAGCCAGGCAGAGUGGUUACACUAGUGGAGGAUCAGGAGGCCUGCACAUGGGGAGUGGCCUACGAAGUUGCUGACUCCCAGAUUGAAGAGUCCCUUCAAUAUCUGAACAUGAGAGAGGUUGUGUUGGGAGGUUACAUAACAGAGAUGGUGGAGUUCAUCCCUCAGGAGAAGGGUCAGGCUCCACUGUUGGCCCUUGUCUACAUCGCUACUUCUGACAACCCCAUUUACCUCGGCCCGGCUUCGGAAAAGGAAAUUGCCGCCCAGAUUUCCGCCUGCAGGGGCAACACGGGCCACAAUAUUGAAUACCUGCUCCGUCUGGCAGAGUUCAUGAGGCUCUACUGUCCCGAGGUUGAAGAUGAGCACCUCUUCUCUAUUGAGGCGGCUGUUCUGAACAUUUUCCAUGAUUGUGGAGAGAUCAACCCCCCAGACUAAAAACCCAUGCUGCAGGGAACUGCAUAAAAGACUACAUGAAGCACUCUACCAUAAAAAUAUUAAAGUUUUAUACUGGGUGAAAGGAAGACAUAGGUUUAGGGGGAUUUGUUGCGUGAAAGAGGAAUACCUGAGGGAGAAUAUAAAAACACUAUGGUGACAUUUUCUGUCGUAACAUGACCUCGCAGAGUUAUCCCGUGUCUCUGCCUUUGACCUCCUCACAUUUUUGGACUGUGAAGACUAUAAUAAGGACGUACAGAAGCAUGUGAUGCUUUAAAAAAUCGCACAAAGAGAUGAGCUCUCUCUUUAAAUACAUGAUGUCUUAUACCUUUGUUGUAAAAGGGUCUUAGAAGUGACUGUAUACUGUGUUUCUUUUUUAAAUGUAUUUGAAUAAAAACACUGAAAAUCUC